Messenger RNA from Miscanthus lutarioriparius, 2433 nucleotides. NCBI's taxonomy places the organism in Eukaryota, Viridiplantae, Streptophyta, Magnoliopsida, Poales, Poaceae. The record is from the annotation of a GenBank genome assembly.
AUGGAGCAGCCGUUCUACGGCCGGCCUCCAACCCAGAUGAAGGUUCAGCUCGUGGAACAGGAGGGCUCGAAGAGGAUGGGUUCUUCCGGUUGCUCGGAGAUAGUCGAACUGGUGGACGAGCCGAAAGAUGCUCGUCAGGGUGGGCUUACCCACCUGAGGGUGAGGGUGAAGCCAGUGGGGCAGGAGCAUGGGGCGCGGUCGUGCUCGGUGGAGGAUGAUCUUGACCAGCUCAUCAGAUCGAUCAACGUGCGCACGUCGGCGAGGGCUUCUGGGCAGACGAGCACAGAUAGGCGGCUUAUUGCGCUCGGGAAGUCACCGGUAUCGAGCUCGGAGAUUGUGGAGUCCGUGAGCCUGAAGCAGGCCCUGAGGAAGAUGUGCAUCUCCCAGGCGUCGGAGAUGGCAGCCAUGAAGAGGCUGUCGAAACCGACAGGGGUGUCCACCCCUUCUGAUUCUGGGGCAAUCAAGAAGCUGUAUGGCUCUGCUGCAGUUCAAACCAACGAGGAGCAAGAUGACAAGGCUAAGGCGGGGAAAGCUUCUAUGCUGCCUGAGAAAUCAGCAGGAAGUUCAGUGGGUAAGCCAAGUGAAAUCAGUAAGGGGCAGAGCAAGAGCUUGGCCAAGAAGAAUUUGAGAUCAGCAUCUCCUACCACAGGCAAGGUUCAUAAAACCAGAAUCCAAGAUGUGAUCAGUAACAAGUCAUCAGAGGGGGUUGAAGACAUUUCUGUAGGAGCAACACUGCCAAAACAGAGAAAGGGAAAAUCUGUGAAAACAUCUAGCCCCCGGGCUGUUCCAGUAGGUGGCUUGCGGCUGGUGAGUCCAAUGUUUCGGAAUAAAACUUCGACGAAAAAGAAGGUCAAACCUGAACCUGCUAUAGUGCCCGCAUCACACAAGCAUUGUGAGACGAAAGGUCCUAAGUCUCACACUAGUAAACAGGAGUCCCUUCAGGAUGAACCCAGAACCCCAGCACCAACUAACAAGAAGGCUGCUGUCAGCUCCACCACCGUUGAUGGAGCUGAUUUUGGCACAAAAGGAUGUGGUCUUGGUGUGAUCCAUGGCUCGAAGGUUGGGGAGUUGUCAAGAUCAAAGGAGAAGGGCGAAUGCUCCCAAAGCUCUAAGAGUAGCAUCGGUGAUUAUAGCACCAGUACAAGCAUCAGUGAGGACAGUUAUGGCAGCUUCAGUGCUAACGGAAGCAGGCCACACAUGUCAAAGGAUGUGAGAUGGGGAGCCAUCAGGCGCAUGGCUAUCCAACAAGGGAGCUUGGGAUUGAAGAACUUCAAGCUUCUCAAACAACUUGGUUGUGGGGAUAUUGGCACUGUUUAUUUGGCUGAGUUAGUGGGCUCAGACUGCAUGUUUGCAUUGAAGGUUAUGGACAUUGAUUUCCUCAUAAGCAGAAAGAAAAUGCUCAGAGCACAAACUGAGAGGGAGAUACUGCAAAUGCUCGACCACCCAUUCCUUCCAACUCUGUAUUCUCAUUUCACGACGGACAACCUUUCUUGUCUGGUAAUGGAGUUUUGCCCUGGUGGUGACCUACAUGUUCUUAGGCAGAAACAACCUACCAAAACCUUCUCGGAAGCAGCUGCAAGGUUUUAUGUUGCUGAAGUCCUCUUAGCCUUGGAGUAUCUCCAUAUGUUGGGGGUCAUAUACCGUGAUCUGAAGCCAGAGAACAUACUUGUUCGUGAAGACGGGCACAUCAUGCUCUCAGACUUUGAUCUGUCUCUGAGGUGCUCAGUGAGCCCAAUGCUUGUGAGAACAUCAUCAGUAGGCAGAGAUGAGCCCAGUAGGCCUUCUGGUCCCUGUGCACAAAGCUGCAUUGAUCCCCUGUGUAUCCAGCCGUCCUGGAGCAAUUCGUCCUGCUUCACGCCCCGACUGGUUGCGUCUACACCAUCAAGGACACGGAGGCCUAGAGCUGAGCCCCUGAAGAAACCAUCACUUCCACAGCUUGUUGUUGAGCCCACGGAAGCAAGAUCGAAUUCGUUUGUUGGGACCCAUGAAUAUCUUGCCCCAGAGAUCAUUCGAGGAGAUGGCCAUGGUAGCUCGGUUGAUUGGUGGACUCUUGGAAUCUUCCUUUAUGAAUUACUCUACGGCAAGACACCAUUCAAGGGGCCUGGCAAUGAGGAAACACUCUCGAAUGUGAUCUCACAGGGCUUGAAGUUCCCUGACAACCCAGCUGUAAGCUUCCACGCACGAGAUCUGAUCAGAGGGCUGCUUGUGAAAGAGCCGGAGUACCGGCUCGGCUCGUCGAGGGGAGCCGCUGAAAUUAAGCGGCAUCCCUUCUUCGAAGGCCUGAACUGGGCCUUGAUCCGGUGGACUGCGCCACCAGAGACCCCGAGAAACAAUGAUACUGCAGCAACACUCGCGACGACACGCAAGAAAAAGGAAGGCAAAUGUCUGGAAUUCCGGCUGAAUGGCGACGACAUCGAGUUCGAGCUCUUUUAG